CCCCUCUUCUUCUUCUUCAUCCUCAUCCUCUUCUUCUUCAUCCUCAUCCUCUUCUUCUUCUUCUUCUUCUUCCUUCCUCAUCCUCUUCUUUUUCAUCCUCUUCUUCCUCUCUCUCUUCUUCUUCAUCCUCUUCUUCAUCCUCUUCCUCUUCUUCUUUUCUUCUUCCUCUUCUUCUUUUUGUCUUCCUCUUGCAGGUCGCUGCUCAUGCGCAGAUUUUUUCCACUAUUGCCGCGCGGGUGCUGUAUGGCCUCCCAUUGCUGCUGCCUCCACCGCCACACUGUGGCUCCACACUCUGGUUUUGGCCCCGUGACUGCCCAAAUGAGUGAAGUGUGCGGUGAUUCUAAGAUCGACGGCACUCAUCUGCAUGUCAUACUGACUGUCAGUAUUAUUUCUCUUCCCCAGCAGACUCCAAGGGCAUUUAAAUUAAAGGUACAGUGUUCUGCACUAAUAUAA
Molecule: messenger RNA, 453 nt
Organism: Staurois parvus
Lineage: Eukaryota; Metazoa; Chordata; Amphibia; Anura; Ranidae
Source: the annotation of a GenBank genome assembly